Messenger RNA from Cimex lectularius (bed bug), 1579 nucleotides. It is a transcript of the gene Snr1, whose product is annotated as SWI/SNF-related matrix-associated actin-dependent regulator of chromatin subfamily B member 1. The transcript has 4 exons. Gene Ontology annotation, cellular component: nucleus; nuclear chromosome. The record is from RefSeq and is a predicted model, not a curated record. Gene Ontology annotation, biological process: regulation of transcription by RNA polymerase II; chromatin remodeling. NCBI's taxonomy places the organism in Eukaryota, Metazoa, Arthropoda, Insecta, Hemiptera, Cimicidae. Bases 129 to 1238 code for a protein of 369 amino acids. Gene Ontology annotation, molecular function: transcription coregulator activity.
AACUCUGUUGUCGACUGUUGUCGGACGGCUUUGUGAGAAGUUUUGUUGUCGGCGUUUCUGUUUCUAACUCGAGUCGUUUUUCUGUUACUGUUUCGAACUCUGCAGUCUCAACUCUUAAAGGCUCGAGGAUGUCGAUAAGGACGUUCGGCGACAAGCCGAUUAGCUUCCAGGUGGAGGAAAAUGGAGAGUACUACUGCAUCGGUUCUGAGGUGGGAAACUACCUCCGUAUGUUCCGGGGUUCACUCUACAAGAGGUACCCUGGGAUGUAUAGGCGCACGCUCGGCAACGAGGAAAGGAAGAGGCUCAUCGAGCUCGGCCUCAGUUCACACUGUCUUGCCUCGAGCAUUUCACUACUCAGGGCUUCAGAAGUGGAGGACAUUAUUGAUGGGAAUGAUGACAAGUACAAGGCUGUUUCUGUCCACUCAUCUGAAACGCCAAUUACCAGCUCAGCAAAGCCGAAGAAGACGAUGCCCUGGGUGCCGUCUCUUCCGAACAGUUCACAUCUUGAUGCAGUGCCACAGGCGACACCAAUCAACAGGAAUAGAGUAGUCAACAAAAAGGUUAGAAGUUUUCCUCUUUGCUACGAUGACACUGAUCCGUCUUCGAUUUCUGAGAAUGCUUCUCAGGUUGAAGUCUUAGUGCCGAUAAGACUUGAUAUGGAGAUCGAAGGGCAAAAGCUGCGAGAUACUUUCACCUGGAACAAGAACGAAUCGCUUAUCACACCCGAGCAAUUCGCCGAAGUUCUUUGUGACGAUCUCGAUUUGAAUCCAUUGAGUUUUGUCCCUGCAAUCGCACAGGCUAUCAGGCAGCAGAUCGACGGCUUCCCAACUGACAACUUUUUGGAAGAACAGUCAGACCAGAGAGUCAUAGUCAAGCUGAAUAUUCACGUUGGGAAUACUUCUUUGGUGGAUCAGGUUGAAUGGGAUAUGUCUGAGAAAGAAAAUUCGCCAGAAAACUUUGCCAUGAAACUCUGCGCUGAAUUGGGACUAGGAGGAGAAUUUGUGACUGCGAUAGCUUACUCGAUAAGAGGUCAACUGUCUUGGCACCAAAAAACAUACGCUUUUUCUGAGGCGCCUCUCGCCACGGUGGAGGUGCCUUUUAGAGCCGGGUCAGAGGCCGACCAGUGGUGCCCCUUCCUCGAAACGCUCACGGACGCUGAAAUGGAGAAGAAAAUCAGAGACCAGGACAGGAACACCAGGAGGAUGAGACGUUUAGCCAAUACGACGCCGGGUUGGUGAGGGUUACCUUCGAGGCACGUCCCAGUAGCUCAGUCUUCUGACGCUACUCCAUCCUCCAAGGUUUAAAUUGGGUGGAUUUCUCGACAAGAGAUGACGUGUUUCGAAGUAAAAUAAGAGAAACGGGAAGUUGGAAAGAAUUGACAAAUUGCAAGAAUUGGAAAAAAAUGACACUUUUUUGUCAUGCAAAAUUUUUAUUCGAUAUAAUUCAGUACUAAAACUGGUUAUAAUUACAGCGUUUUGAAUGUGUUUCUCAUUAUUCAAUUUACCAUUGAUUUCUAUACCGUCAUUAUUUCUUCCUGAUUUCUUUUUACCUUGGAUAUUUUUAUUUUUAUACUUCUUCC